Metarhizium acridum CQMa 102 is the source of this 1050-nucleotide messenger RNA. Its product is annotated as Phosphatidylinositol 3,5-bisphosphate-binding protein, variant 2. Gene Ontology annotation, biological process: autophagy of mitochondrion; protein lipidation; protein localization to phagophore assembly site. NCBI's taxonomy places the organism in Eukaryota, Fungi, Ascomycota, Sordariomycetes, Hypocreales, Clavicipitaceae. The record is from RefSeq and is a predicted model, not a curated record. Gene Ontology annotation, molecular function: protein binding; phosphatidylinositol-3-phosphate binding; phosphatidylinositol-3,5-bisphosphate binding. Gene Ontology annotation, cellular component: extrinsic component of membrane; cytosol; phagophore assembly site membrane.
AUGCCAUUAGAUUUCAACGCCGGGAUUGGCCUUGUUCAGAUGAUGGGCAUGACCAACUAUUUGGCUCUCGUCGGUGGUGGCAGGUCUCCCAAAUUUGCCAUGAACAAGGUCAGUCAAGGUGAAGCACGCUUGAAAAUAUGCCUGCUGACACCUGAACCGCAGGCUAUUAUAUGGGAUGACAUGAAAGGAAGAGUAGCACUCGAAAUUUCAGCCCUCAGCUCCGUCCGUGGAGUCCAGCUAGGUCGUGAGCGCAUUGUGGUCGUUCUACAAAACAGCAUUCGCGUCUACUCGUUUUCCAAACCCCCGAACCUACUUCAUGUCUAUGAAACAGCGGAUAACAUUCUCGGCCUCUGUUCCUUGUCCAGCAAGACACUCGCCUUUCCAGGACGGACUCCUGGCCAGAUUCAACUUAUCGAGCUUGCUACAGGCAACGUUAGCAUCAUUCCGGCUCACUCAUCAGCCCUCAAGGCCAUCCAGUUAAGUCCCAACGGAGAGCUGUUGGCUACUGCAAGUGAGACGGGAACUCUUAUCCGUGUCUACUCCACAGCAAAUUGCGCCAAGGUCGCAGAGCUUCGAAGGGGGAUUGACCCCGCAACCAUAUUCUCCUUGGCUUUCUCGCCAUCCGGAGCCAUGCUUGCCUGCACAUCGGACAAAUCAACUCUGCACAUAUUUGAUAUCCCGAAUACAAAGAGGCAAUCAAUACAGAGAAGCCAGCAGCUCGGUUCAUCCGACGCCGAGCCUGGAAAAUGGGGCAUCCUGGGCAAGUUGCCGCUCAUGCCCCGCGUAUUUUCAGACGUAUACUCAUUCGCUUCUGCGCCGUUUGAAGCUGGUGACGAAACUAUGAUCGGGGGCAUCCCCUUCUCCGAAGGAACGGUCCUGGGAACGAUGCGUCCCGCGAAGGGCAUCAUUGGCUGGAUUAGCGAAGAUAGUCUUGCGGUUGUGGGUGCCGGCAAGGAUGCUCGAUGGGAGAAAUUCGUCUUGGUAGAUGGCGAGAGUGGGAAACGGUUGUGCGUGAGAGAGGGUUGGAAACGAUAUUUGGGAAAUACGUGA